CAAAAGGCGGGGCGAUGAAGGGAAAAUGAAAAUUAAACGGCCUGACUCUAGGAGCACAAAAAGAAAAGUUUUGAUGUUGCUUCUCCUUUGAGUUUGACUCAGUGAAUGUAACUGUCAGACAUUUAAAGCUGUCGAUUUGAGUCAUCGAAAUUAAAAUGGACACAAGGGAUAAACUACAGGAGUUACUGUCUGAGUAUGUUGUGGACACCCUCGGCUACAUUCAGACAGUCAGAGACUUCUGUGACAGAGUGGACGAAUGGAUCCUUCAGAGAGAGAAGGAGCUGAACACAAUAAGAGAUAUUAAGGAUCAAGCAGACAAAAUCACUCUUAAGUUUGACCAUGUUCAGCGCUCAGAGAAUAAAGUCAAGGGUUUUGGCGAGUACCUGUGGAAUGGUUUGACUCAGUUGACAGCUGACUCCAGACGUCAAACACUGGAGAAGACACUGGGUGGUGUCCUGGAGGACACUUUUGAGGGGCUGGAGAAACUUGAGCACUUCCUGGAUGCAGUAGAGAAACUAGCUGUUACCUCGCUAUUUGUUUUAACUGAACAAAGUUUCCUGCCAAUGGGCGAGAGUCCUGCAUGUGUGCGAUCGGUCAUCACAGCUGCAAGAAAGGCCUCAUCUCUACUUAUUCACUUCAAACGAAACAAUGAAACUUUUUUUCUUCCCAUUCUCAAUAAUGUAGAGGUCCUGGCCUUUCAGCUGGACAAAUACAUAAACAUCACAAAACAGCUUUGUAUGAAAAUGGAGAAGAAGUCUAAGAGUGUAUUAUGGUCUGGAGACAUUCAUGGUUGUAAGAAGGUUGAUCAUUUAGUAAAGUUUCAUUUGAACAUACCUGAGACCUCCAUGCAAAAACUGCUUGAUCAUUUGACCCAGUUGAGCAUAAUAAGGAUGGACAGUCACACCAAGUUGGCAUUUCUUUUUAAGGAAAAUGCUUUGAAAUUUAUUGGUUUGUUCAGUCAGCGUUACUCUAGGAUGGAGAAGUUCCUGUCAGAUUUGGAGGAAAGUGCAGUUCAGCUGGACAGGAUGAAAUUUGGGGCCAAUAUCUCUACUGUAGCUGGUAGUUCAGUGGGGGUUGCAGGGGGCGUCUUGUCCAUUGUCGGCCUCGCUCUUGCUCCUGUCACUGCAGGAGUGUCUUUAGCUCUCACUUUGACAGGAAUCAGUCUGGGGGUGACCAGCGGAGUCAAUAGUUUGGUCACAGGUAUCACUGAAACAGCAGUCAACAUUCGCCAUGGUAAAAAUGCACAAAGCAUUUUCCAGAUGUAUGUUGACGAUGUGGAGAAGAUUCAAGGUUGCUUGGAGCAGGCAAUUGAGGAGGGUGUAGAAGGGCCUGAUGUGGUGGAUAUAAACACAGCUAUCACAGCUGGGAAGUUGAUAGUCCGUGUUGGAGGAGUAGCCAAAAGUAUUGAUGGCAUUGUGGACACAGCUUCUGCUUUAAAAAUCUUUAAAAGUGAGGAGGUCGCCAAACUCACUGCAGACCUGCCUGACAUUGGGCAGCUGGCAAAAGGGACACCACUAGCACUCUCGAAAGGAGUUAGAGCUGGAUUCAUCACUUUAAAUGCCCUUUUUAUUGGCUUGGAUGCCAUUUUCAUUUGCAGUAACAGUAUAAGUCUGGCAAAAGGGAGCAAGAAUGAAACAUCUGAGCUCAUCCGCUCCAGAGCAGCUCUGUGGAAAUCUGAGCUUGAGGCCUGGCAGAAAAUGUAUGAUUCCUUAUGCAUAGGAAUAUGGAGGUUAAGGAAGAGCCUGAAAGUGUUGGAGCAACCCUUUAUUCUUUAGAUUUAGACAUGUGUGCGUAGGAAAUGUUAACAUAUGUGAAAAUAUAGGAAACAAUUUAAAAAGAUAAAAAUUUGGAAUAUUUAGUAUUUGCACUUCAAAAUAAUUACUGUAUAUUUAGAAAAACAACACAGAUCAGUCAUCCAUUUAUCAAACCUUGUGUUAUGAUAAAGAGCAAUUCCAGCAUUAUGGAUGUGACAUUUGCACUUAAAACUUAAAAAAUGAAUUCGUCAGAGAAUACACUUAUUACCAAUAUAUUGAACUUGAUCUGUUUAUAUUUCCCUAAAAUCUUUUUUUAAUUUCUACACAUGUCUGAGGAAGAAACAAUGUUAUGGCCAUAAUAUUUCUCCGUUAUGGACGUAUGACAAUUCUAAAAUUUGUGCUUAACUAGGGAAAAAAUGCUUUAAAAACUUUUAACAAAGACUUUGCAUGGGCAAAUAUUGAUACCUGAGAUAUCAUUAUGGUUAAAAACUUAAUAGUAAGGUUGUCAUUUGCAUGGAAUUGCCCUGAACCAUUUACAGUCACUUACAUUUUUAUUUAGCAUGUGCUUUUAUUCAAAGUG
Molecule: messenger RNA, 2334 nt
Organism: Paramisgurnus dabryanus
Lineage: Eukaryota; Metazoa; Chordata; Actinopteri; Cypriniformes; Cobitidae
Biological process (GO): lipid transport; lipoprotein metabolic process
Cellular component (GO): membrane; extracellular region
Molecular function (GO): lipid binding
Source: RefSeq, a predicted model, not a curated record